CUCUUUCUCUUUCUCUCUCUAUUCUUACCUCUAAUUGAGUAUGAUGAUCUCUCUUACCCUUUGAUUGUAGUUGAUUUCUUGAUGGAUCUGCUGGUUUUUUCAGGAUCCUGCUGGGUUUGAGCUUAAUUUCUCGCUACCUUCUUGGUUUUUUCAGUUUCGGGGUUGAUUGGGUUGUUGUUCCAGGGGAGAAAUAAUGAAGGUUCCCUGUUGUUCAGUGUGCCAAACGCGGUACGACGAGGACGAGAGGGUUCCUCUUCUGCUCCAAUGCGGUCAUGGGUUCUGCAAGGAUUGUCUUUCUAGAAUGUUCUCUGCCUCUGCGGAUACCACGCUCUCCUGUCCCCGCUGCCGCCACGUUUCCCUGGUCGGUAACUCCGUCCAGGCCCUUCGGAAGAACUAUGCUGUGCUUGCACUUAUCCACUCAAAUUCCAACGCCAACGCCUCCAACUCUAGAAAUUUCGACUGCGAUUAUACCGACUCCGAUGACGAUGAUGCUGAUGCUGAUGGGGAGUUUGAUGGUGAUGAGGUGGCAGGACGGUGUAGCCGGGGCUCCCACGCUUCUAGCUCUGGAGGAUGCGGACCGGUCAUCGAGGUUAGUUCCCAUCAGGAGGUGAGGCUGGUGCGGAGGAUAGGGGAUGGGAAGGGGAAGGUAGGGGUGGAAACGUGGGCGGCUGUGGUUGGGGCACAUGGCCGGUGCAAGCACAGGGUCGCGGUUAAGAAGGUGACAGUCGUGGAGGGGAUGGAUGCCGACUGGGUGCAGGGGCAACUCGAGAAUUUGCGGCGCACUUCCAUGUGGUGCAGAAAUGUUUGCACUUUCCAUGGUGUGGUGAGAAUGGAGGAAGGAAGUUUGGGUCUUGUUACGGAUAGGUGCAAUGGAUCUAUUCAGUCUGCUAUGCAAAACAAUGAAGGCCGGCUUACUUUGGAGCAAGUCCUAAGAUAUGGAGCAGACAUUGCACGAGGAGUGGCAGAACUCCAUGCGGCAGGUGUUGUUUGUAUGAAUAUAAAACCAUCUAAUCUACUUUUGGAUGCAAGUGGUCAUGCUGUUGUUUCUGAUUAUGGACUUGCUGCAAUUCUGAAGAAACCUUCUUGCCGAAAAGCACGAUCAGAGUCUGAUUCUUCAAAGAUUCAUUCAUGUAUGGACUGUACAAUGCUCAGCCCACAUUAUACUGCUCCAGAGGCAUGGGAACCAGUAAAGAAGUCACUGAAUCUAUUCUGGGAUGAUGCAAUGGGCAUAUCUUCAGAAUCAGAUGCCUGGAGUUUUGGUUGUACAUUAGUAGAAAUGUGCACUGGCUCGAUCCCUUGGGCUGGUUCAAGUGCUGAAGAGAUAUAUCGGGCAGUUGUCAAGGCUCGAAGAUUACCACCACAGUAUGCAAGUGUAGUAGGUGUGGGUAUACCUAGGGAAUUGUGGAAGAUGAUCGGUGAAUGCCUACAGUUCAAGCCGUCAAAAAGACCAACAUUUAAUGCAAUGUUAGCAAUAUUCCUCCGUCAUUUACAAGCAAUACCACGCAGUCCCCCUGCAAGCCCUGAUAAUGGCUUUGACAAAAUUCCUGGAUCAAAUGUAGUGGAACUGUCAGCUGCACCUGAUACAGAAGCUGUCCAGCAUUAUCCCAAUCAUCUACAUCGACUAGUGUCUGAAGGAGAUGUGAAUGGUGUCAGAGAUCUUCUUGCAAAGGCUGCAAUGGGAGGUGGUAGUAGCUUGAUUUCUUCACUUCUAGAAGCACAAAAUGCUGAUGGGCAAGCUGCUCUGCACUUGGCUUGUAGACGUGGUAGUGCUGAGCUUGUUGAGGCAAUGCUGGAGUACAAGGAGGCAAAUGUGGAUGUUUUGGAUAAAGAUGGGGAUCCGCCGCUUGUUUUUGCUUUAGCAGCUGGAUCCCCAGAAUGUGUUUGUGCCCUCAUCAACAGAGGUGCUAAUGUUCAGUCCAGGUUGAGGGAAGGCUUUGGUCCAUCUGUUGCUCAUGUUUGUGCUUACCAUGGUCAACCUGACUGCAUGCGGGAAUUACUAUUGGCUGGAGCUGAUCCUAAUGCAUUGGAUGACGAAGGUGAAUCUGUACUGCAUAGAGCUGUUGCUAAAAAAUAUACAGAUUGUGCCCUGGUCAUAUUGGAAAAUGGAGGCUGUAGAUCAAUGGCUGUUUUAAAUUCAAAACAAUUGACACCUUUACAUUUGUGCAUAGCAACAUGGAACGUAGCUGUUGUCAGAAGAUGGGUAGAAGUUGCAUCCCCAAAAGAAAUUGAUGAAGCAAUUGAUAUUCCCAGUUCACUUGGUACUGCAUUGUGCAUGGCAGCUGCUCUGAAAAAAGACUGUGAAACUGAGGGUAGAGAACUAGUGAAAAUAUUGCUCACUGCUGGGGCAGAUCCAACUGCCCAAGAUCCCCAGCAUGGGAGAACAGCAUUGCAUACAGCUGCUCUGGCUAAUGAUGUUGAACUAGUGAAAAUUAUUCUUGAAGCUGGAGUGGAUGUGAACAUACGGAACAUGCAGAAUACAAUACCCCUUCAUGUGGCCUUGGCCAGAGGGGCAAAAUUAUGUGUUGGGUUGCUUUUAUCUACUGGAGCUGAUUGCAAUUUGCAGGUUUUCUACUGUUUUAAAAAUCUGGUUAAUUUUGAAUUUAUGGUCUUUGUAUGAAACUAAGGGCCAAUGAUGGAUGUAACAUUGAAGUAGUAGCUAAAAGCUUGGAAUGAGUUGAUGCACAUGGUUAACCUGAUAAAUAUGCCAAGUUUGUGAAUAAUGGUAAUGGCAUUCUGAAUGUGAUGGUGACGGAGAAAAUAUAGAUAUCAUUUAGAUUGGAAUUAUGUUAUUAUUAUUGGCAUUGGGUCUGUAAGGUAAAAGAGAAAAUCAAAUAAGAAAAAAAGUUUGUUUGCAUGAUGACUGCUGCUGUGAUGGUACACAUUAAGAGUCAAAGCAUCAGCCUCAAAUAUCUUAUUUCAAGUCACUGGCUUAUGCUAUUGCUAAUGACUAUCAGGAUGAUGAAGGUAAUAAUGCUUUCCAUAUAGCUGCUGAUCAAGCAAAGAUGAUACGUGAAAAUCUUGAAUGGCUUAUUUUCAUGCUGAGAAAUCCUGAUGCUGCUGUUGAUGUAAGAAAUCACAGGUGAGUUC
Molecule: messenger RNA, 3087 nt
Organism: Rubroshorea leprosula
Lineage: Eukaryota; Viridiplantae; Streptophyta; Magnoliopsida; Malvales; Dipterocarpaceae
Source: the annotation of a GenBank genome assembly